Messenger RNA from Gasterosteus aculeatus aculeatus (three-spined stickleback), 2153 nucleotides. The record is from RefSeq and is a predicted model, not a curated record. NCBI's taxonomy places the organism in Eukaryota, Metazoa, Chordata, Actinopteri, Perciformes, Gasterosteidae.
UAUCAGUCUGUCCCUACCUGUCCUCUCCUCACCCCCCCCCCCCCCCCCUCCCUAAUUUUAGGGUCCGUGCGAUUUUUUGCAACACAAACAUGCAUCAUCAACAGCGGAUGGCGGCGCUGGGAAGCGACAAGGAGCUGAGCGACCUGCUGGACUUCAGCGCGAUGCGAAACAGCGAUUUGAAAAUGUUCCCACCAUCCAUGAUGUUUUCCCCUCCCGUUAGCAGUGGAAAGAACGGGCCGACCUCCCUGGGGAGCGGACAUUUCUCCGGCUCAAAUAUGGAGGAGAGAAGCAGCGCAGGCUCAUGGCCGAGUGGCAGCCGCUCUUCCAAGAAUUAUGCAGACGGGUCGCAGUACAUGGCGUCACACGACAGCCUGUCACCUCCGUACGCCGCCUCCAGCCGGCUCACAGGUAAAACAGAGAGGAGCUCCUACUCGUACGGCAGAGAGUCCAACCCGCACUGCCACCAGUCGGCGCUGGGUGGCGAGAUGGGUUUGGGGAGUCCCGGCGCUGCGUCGCCCACCAAGCCGGCCGGUCACUACUACCAGCACUACGGCUCCAACCCGCGGCGGAGAGCGCUGCCUAUGGACGCCAUGGAGGUUCACCCAAAGAAAGUGCGGAAGGUCCCUCCCGGCUUGCCGUCCUCAGUGUACGCUCCGUCUGCCAGCACGGCAGACUACAACAGGGACUCACCGGGCUAUCCCUCCUCCAAGCCCCCCAGCGCCGGCUUCCCAAGCUCCUUCUUCAUGCCAGACGGUCACCACAGCGGCGACCCCUGGAGCAGCAGCAGCAGCAGCAUGGGCCAGCAAGGUUACCACGGCAGCAUGCUGGGGGGCGGGAACUCGUCCCACGCCGCCUCCCAGAGCUCCUCCUACUGCGGGAUUCACCCCCAUGACAGAUUGAGCUACCCGUCACACUCGUCUGCAGACAUCAACUCCAGCCUCCCCCCCAUGUCCAGCUUCCACCGAGGGGCGGGGGGAGGAGGGGGCGGGGGCAACCACUACAGCACCGCCUCGUGCACCGCCUCCACCAAUGGCACAGAAAGCAUCAUGGCUAACCGAGCGCCGAGUGCAGCGGCCAGCAGCUCUCAGACAGGAGACGCCUUAGGGAAAGCACUUGCAUCCAUCUAUUCUCCGGACCACACAAACAACAGCUUCUCAUCCAACCCUUCCACCCCAGUGGGCUCCCCGCCCUCCCUCACAGUUGCCAGUUCAGCUGUCUGGUCGAGGAACGGCGGACAAGGAGCAUCGUCUCCGAACUACGAGGCUCCGUUACACUCGCUGCAAAGUCGCAUCGAGGACCGCCUGGAGCGCUUGGACGAUGCCAUCCACGUGCUGCGGAGCCACGCGGUGGGACCGUCGACGGGUGUGCCCGCCGCCCACGGCGACAUGCACAACCUCAUCGGCGCCGCGCACACGCACAACGGCGCCAUGGGCGCUCUGAGCAGCGGGUACGGGUCGGGUCUGCUGUCGGCCAACAGACACCUCAUGGUGGGCUCUCACAGAGAAGAGGGCAGCGGCGUGGGCCCUCUGCGCGGCGGGCACUCGAUGGCGGGCCAGGGGGCGGGGCCUCAGCUGCCGGUCCAGUCGGCCACAUCGCCGGACAUCAACCAGUCCGACCCGUACCGCGCGCUCUCUGGAGGCCUUCAGGGCCAGAGCACCUCCUCCGUCAGCUCCGAGAUCAAGUCGGAGGACGAGGGGGACGAAAAUCUCCUGCAGGACCCAAAGUCCAUGGAGGCCAAGAAGGAGGACGGCGACAGCAAGGACCUGAAAUCAAUUGAGAGCAACAACGACGACGAGGACCUGUCUCCGGAGCAGAAGAUGGAGCGAGAGCGGGAGCGCAGGAUGGCGAACAACGCACGGGAGCGCCUGCGUGUCCGCGACAUCAACGAGGCGUUCAAGGAGCUGGGCAAGAUGGUGCAGCUGCACCUGAAGAGCGACAAACCCCAGACCAAGUUACUGAUCCUCCACCAGGCCGUGGCCGUCAUCCUCAGCCUGGAGCAGCAAGUGCGAGAGCGGAACCUGAAUCCCAAACCCGCCUGUCUGAAGCGCCGCGAGGAGAAGAAGGGCGCCGUGUCAGCGGACGAGGCUCCCCUCUCAUUGGCCGCAGCGCACCAUGCCAUGAGCGACGCGUCAAACCCGCUGGGACAAAUGUAA